Exophiala mesophila is the source of this 465-nucleotide messenger RNA. RefSeq lists its product as uncharacterized. The coding region runs from base 1 to 465 and encodes 154 amino acids. The transcript has a single exon. NCBI's taxonomy places the organism in Eukaryota, Fungi, Ascomycota, Eurotiomycetes, Chaetothyriales, Herpotrichiellaceae. The record is from RefSeq and is a predicted model, not a curated record.
AUGCUUGCUACUCGAGCGCAAAGCUCUCGAGCUACAACUCCGUCCGGACCGAGGACAAAACCCUGGUCCUGUACAGUCUGUCAUGAAUUAGACAGAAGUAAGAUCAUUUAUUGGAAGGCUGGCCCCUCGAGGCACAAGAUGUUCAAACGUUACUAUCAAUAUAGUGAUUAUCAUAGCCUCCCGAUUCCCUUGAGAGACCUCAAGUUCUCUGCCAGUCGCGACUGCCCCUUUUGCGUCGUGGUCUUUGACAUCUUUCGCUGGCUUGCCCGCACAAAGGCUCAGGGGUUGAAUGCAACUUACCAAGCCAAGGUAGAAAUCUGCAUUCCCUUUGACGCCAAAUACCCUCUGGUCUUGACUUUUUCCUGGUUACCAGCUCCUGCUGCUCCAAUACCUCGCCAGUAUGAUUUUCAGCUCGCCGUACCCAGUCAAUGUCAGUCGAUUUCGCUCAUGUAUAAACCCUGCUGA